Messenger RNA from Rangifer tarandus platyrhynchus (Svalbard reindeer), 1803 nucleotides. Lineage: Eukaryota; Metazoa; Chordata; Mammalia; Artiodactyla; Cervidae. The record is from the annotation of a GenBank genome assembly.
AUGCCCUAUAAACUGAAGAAGGAGAAGGAGCCCCCCAAGCUUGCCAAAGGCACAGCCAAGCCGAGCAGCUCGAGCAAGGAUGGUGGAGGCGAGAGCACGGAGGAGGCCCAGCCCCAGCCGCAGCCCCAGCCCCAGCCACAACCCCAGCCACCGUCAUCCAACAAGCGUCCCAGCAACAGCACGCCGCCCCCCACGCAGCUCAGCAAGAUCAAGUACUCGGGGGGCCCCCAGAUUGUCAAGAAGGAGCGACGACAGAGCUCCUCCCGCUUCAACCUCAGCAAGAACCGGGAGCUGCAGAAACUUCCUGCCCUGAAAGACUCGCCCACCCAGGAGCGGGAGGAGCUGUUCAUCCAGAAGCUGCGCCAGUGCUGCGUCCUCUUCGACUUUGUGUCAGACCCACUCAGUGACCUCAAGUUCAAGGAGGUGAAGCGGGCGGGACUCAACGAGAUGGUGGAGUACAUCACCCACAGCCGCGAUGUCGUCACCGAGGCCAUUUACCCCGAGGCCGUCACCAUGUUUUCAGUGAACCUCUUUCGGACGCUGCCACCUUCAUCAAAUCCCACCGGGGCUGAGUUUGACCCUGAGGAAGAUGAACCCACCCUGGAGGCCGCCUGGCCGCAUCUCCAGCUCGUCUAUGAGUUUUUCUUACGUUUUCUCGAGUCUCCUGAUUUCCAGCCAAACAUAGCCAAGAAGUACAUUGACCAAAAGUUUGUCCUUGCUCUCCUGGACCUGUUUGACAGUGAGGACCCUCGAGAGCGGGACUUCCUCAAGACCAUCUUGCAUCGCAUCUAUGGCAAGUUUUUGGGGCUCCGGGCUUAUAUCCGUAGGCAGAUCAACCACAUCUUCUACAGGUUCAUCUAUGAGACGGAGCAUCAUAAUGGGAUUGCCGAGCUCCUGGAGAUCCUGGGCAGCAUCAUCAAUGGCUUUGCCUUGCCCCUGAAGGAAGAGCACAAAAUGUUCCUCAUCCGGGUUCUUCUUCCCCUUCACAAGGUCAAGUCCCUAAGUGUCUACCACCCUCAGCUGGCAUACUGCGUGGUGCAGUUCCUGGAGAAGGAGAGCAGCCUCACUGAGCCGGUGAUUGUAGGCCUCCUCAAGUUCUGGCCCAAGACCCACAGCCCCAAGGAAGUGAUGUUUCUGAAUGAGCUAGAGGAGAUUCUGGAUGUCAUUGAGCCUUCAGAGUUCAGCAAAGUGAUGGAGCCUCUGUUCCGCCAGCUUGCCAAGUGUGUCUCCAGCCCCCAUUUCCAGGUGGCGGAGCGUGCCCUCUAUUACUGGAACAACGAGUACAUCAUGAGCCUGAUAAGUGACAAUGCCGCCCGAGUCCUCCCCAUCAUGUUCCCCGCGCUCUACAGGAACUCCAAGAGCCACUGGAACAAGACAAUCCACGGGCUGAUCUACAAUGCCCUGAAGCUGUUUAUGGAGAUGAAUCAGAAGCUCUUUGAUGACUGCACGCAACAGUACAAGGCUGAGAAGCAGAAGGGCCGGUUUCGAAUGAAGGAGAGAGAAGAGAUGUGGCAAAAGAUUGAGGAGCUGGCCCGACUUAAUCCCCAGUAUCCCAUGUUCCGAGCACCUCCCCCUCUGCCUCCCGUGUACUCGAUGGAGACUGAGACCCCCACGGCAGAGGACAUCCAGCUUCUGAAGAGGACGGUGGAGACAGAGGCCGUGCAGAUGCUGAAGGACAUCAAGAAGGAGAAAGUGCUGCUCCGGCGGAAGUCCGAGCUGCCCCAGGACGUGUACACCAUCAAGGCGCUGGAGGCGCACAAGCGGGCAGAAGAGUUCCUAACUGCCAGCCAGGAGACCCUCUGA